This is a messenger RNA of Macrosiphum euphorbiae (potato aphid), 1092 nucleotides long. Lineage: Eukaryota; Metazoa; Arthropoda; Insecta; Hemiptera; Aphididae. The record is from the annotation of a GenBank genome assembly.
AUGAUUAUUUUAAUGUUACUGUUGGGUAUGCUGCACAACGGAUUGUCGGCCAUCAGCGGAUACGAAGAAGUGGGAAAAAAUGUACUUAUGAAAUUAGGUUCAACCCAAAGACCUGUGGUAGAGAAAAAUAUGAAGAUAACUUCUUCCACAAUGGAGCUGUAUAAAUCAAUGAUAGAAGAAAACAAUGCAAUGACAACGCAUUUUUCUUUUCCUGGUUUGAACACAACGUCUGCCAAUACUGCCAGAAUUUAUUCCAACAAAGGGUCAGCUCCAAUUAAAGCUAAGGCUAAAAAAUAUAGGCUACAGUUUGAUAUAGAUUCUAUACCGAAACAACACCUGGUUAAAGCUGCUGAAGUUCGUUUUACAAUGAAAUACGAUCAAGUGCUACGGAAUGGAGAAUUUAUUCAUGUGAUUUUACAUGAUAUAGUACAACCUGGCGAGAAGGGCCUAUCAAAACCUAUUCUCAAAAUUAUGGAUUCAAAAUCAAUUAAUAUGUCAACAAUUUCAAUGACCGAAAGUUUUGACGUAACACCAUUUAUAGAAAGACUGGCAAAGAACAAUUUCAAAGAUAACCAUGGUAUUCUAGUUCAAUGCGUCACGGAAUCUGGUAGUCACACACAUUUGCUGAGCGUGUUUGAUUUUGUAUCACCUGAAAAUACAUUGCUAUUGGUCUACACCGACGACGGAACAAGUGCUAAGAGCUCGAUGGAACAAAUGAUGCGGCGGAGCAAACGAUCGGCCAACGCUCCGGCGAGGCAGCGGAAGAAAACGAAAUCGACGCUCUGCAAGAGGCAUUCAAUGUAUGUGGAUUUCAAAGAAAUUGGGUUCAGCGAUUGGAUAGAGGCGCCGCCGGGGUACGAAGCUUUCUACUGCCACGGGGAGUGCACUUUCCCGUUGGCAGAUCACAUGAACGGGUCUAACCACGCGUUAAUCCAGACGUAUAUAAACGCAUAUAAUGUUGCGAGAGUUCCCCGGGCGUGCUGCGUGCCGACCAAGCUGAGUAUGCAGACUUUGCUUUACAAAGACGACGAUGGAACUUUGGUGAUGAAAAACUACCCGGAUAUGACAGUGGACGAGUGCGGAUGUAGAUGA